UGUUUUCUAACCUCCAAAGUCCAAAGUUUCUUAUAAGUAUUCUUGAAUAAUAGCUGUCAAUUCUUUUUUAAACUCAAUCCAAGUUUCUCUUCAGUAAUUUUAAUAUUUUCUUCCAGCGUAUUGUGAGGUUUCCGCUCUUGUAACUUUUAUUGAGAAGUGUCAGUUUGUUGUACCAUGGUGAAAGUUACAGUUUGUUUAGGGAGGCUCGAGAAUGCUCCAGUUCUCAGUUAUCGACGGUAACUGUGAAACAUUAACUUAUAAUCCGUCGCUGAGUAUGUAAAGCCUUCCCAACUUCAUCAUGGAUAAGUUAACUGUAAUAGCUGGCACUCUUUUUACAUUGGCAGACAUUUUUGCGAUAGUCAGCUUAGCCAUGCCAGAUUGGAUAAUCUCAGACGUUGGAGGAGAAACACGCCUAGGUCUUCUCUGGUCAUGUAUGACAGUCUACAAUCGACCUCAAAUAUGCUUUACACCAACAUUGCAGCCCGAAUGGCUCCUUGCUUUGAUCUGCAUUUUCCUUGGCUGUAUUUGUAUCACGACAACAAUAAUCUUGCUCACAUCAUCAUAUUGGGACAGAAAUGUUGUACCGUAUGCUAGAUGGGUAGGAUUCACUGCGUUGGUGUUAUUCUGCCUGGCAGCUGUGAUUUUUCCCAUGGGAUUCCACAUAGAUGAAAUUGGCGGUCAGCCAUAUCAGUUACCUAACAGUCAUCAAGUGGGAAUAUCGUACAUCCUCUUUGUCCUUUCCCUUUGGAUAAUUGUGAUAUCAGAGUUAUUUGCAGGCAAAGUAUGUUUACCUCACUUCUGAGCUCCACUCUUGAAUGCCUUUAAGUAGGCCAUUGUUAAAAGCGCUUGCAAUUCAAAAUUUUCAUAAAUUUUUUCAUACAACCUGUGAUCUCCUUUGUAAAAAGGUCAAUGAAUAUCUUAGCUAGAAACUUAUGACAUUCCAUGAAAUCUUUUUGGAAGUAUGCUUUCCUGCUGGUUUGCCUCGAGGUACAUUUUGUUAGGUUUUAAUUGCAAACAGUGUCCAAAAAUAAGCGGAAGAAAUAAAAAUUCACUCCCUCUAACUAGCUACAGUCCACUGAAUUCAACUGCGUGUGCAUGUUACCGUAUAAGAGUGAGUAAAGAGUGCAAAGUUGAGGACAAUGUAUUUUCGUUUCAUAGUCCUCCUCAUUGAGUUAGCAUAGAUCUGACCUUUCAAUUUCGUAAUUUGAGUUCCUCAUGUUGACAUUGUUAUUUGUAAAUUGUGCUGUUAUUUAAAUUAUAAGUAUAUCGAAAACGAAAUCAUUGUUUAUAGUUCAUUGCCAUCGUUGUAAAUAAUGUAUACAUGUAAAUAUUUUUAAGUGGGAACUGUUCUUUCUCUCUGGUUUUAGUGGUCAGACAGAGGUGUGUUAUAUAUUUUGUUUUCUUUCAUAAACACCUUGUAUGAUGGGCAAGUACUGUAAAUAGCCAAGUCCCUAUUGAUCAAAACUAAAAAAAAAUUAUAUGACCUUUUGUAAUCAA
Molecule: messenger RNA, 1497 nt
Organism: Bemisia tabaci
Lineage: Eukaryota; Metazoa; Arthropoda; Insecta; Hemiptera; Aleyrodidae
Biological process (GO): negative regulation of smoothened signaling pathway
Cellular component (GO): ciliary membrane; Golgi apparatus
Source: RefSeq, a predicted model, not a curated record